UGAUGAGAAAUGUUUGUUGUAGUGGUAAUGGCGGGUGUGUGUUGGUGUUGGUGGUGCGUCAGUUAAUCAUUCGCGAGCGUUCGUUGGAGAUACUCGACGUCGGCGGAUCCACCACCUCCCUUACAGCAUGAAGGCAAAGCGCUCUUCAUUGCGCCUACUGCUUCUUUGUUCGCUCUCAAUAGACAGAUAGUAAGGGAAGAGUGUUGUGUGUGAUGUCUUGGGGUGGUGGUGGUGGCGGGUGUGGUGGUGUUGGUGGUGGUGGCAGCAGCAGCAGCGGCGGCGAUCAUCAUCACCAUCACCACCACUACCACUCGCCGUCGUCGUCACAUCAUCAUCAUCAGCACCAGCAGGAGGCUGGAGGAGGAGUAGGAGGCGGCGGUGGUGGGGGAGAUGUGGUGGCGAAGGCGUUGGAGACCUGUGCCACUCACCACCAGUUCAUCGCCUCCCAGGCCGAACACCUCGAGAGACUUCGCUCACAGUGUGCCACCAGCGCCCAGCUCACCCAGCAGGAGAUCAGGACGCUCGAGGGCAAGUUGGUAAAGCUUUUCAGUCUUCAACUAGUAACAAAGCGUCACUUGCCCCCUGACGUGUCUCUGCCAAAAGAGCUUCAGCUCUACCCCUCCCUCAAACAGUGGCUUCAAGUGGUGGGACUCUGCAAGGAUUCUGUCAAUGGUAUAUGUCAGCGAGUUUUAACUCUUGAAGCUUUACUUGAAAAACGAGAAAAUGAAUUACGGAAUAUUCUCAGUGACUAUGGAGCUGACCGAAGUGAAGCCCACAAGUUGGCCCGGGCCAUGCAUAAUCUUAAACGAUAUACAGAAAUACAAAUGCAGGGUCAAGGAGGAGAGUGGAGUAGUUCUGAACUGCCUCUCUACUGGGACUCUUGGGAAAGGUCUUGUCCUCCUUCUCCUCGCCCAUGCCCGCGAUCACAGCGGGAGUGUCGAUCGUCCGUGUCAUCAUCAGAUGGGGAUUGUGGAAGUGCCACCAGUGGGAGCACAAGCGGUGGGGCGUGGAGUGGGGAAGGGAGCAGAAGCAGUGGUAGAGGAGCGCCUGUUAGUCAGCGCAGUAGUGACGACUCUUCCACUCCCUCGUCCCCUCCUCCACCUCUCUCUCUGGUUCCCCCACUAAGUCCUGGUGGCAUUCAUACUGCAUCCACACACACACUCACUGGCAGCGGCUUGGUCUUCUCCGAAAAACGCUACACUCCUCCUAAUACGCCAAAUGUUUUACCCAAAGGAAAAAGUCCAGGGGACAAAAGAUUUCCUACAACUCCGCCACCUGGUAAGAAAUAUCAGACUGGUUUGUUGAACCCGCAGCCGUCACUAGGUCGAUCUACGUCCCACGAGUCACAGCUUGCUCCAAGACCUGAAGGAUAUGAGCAGCCCUCCUCAACUCUUAGUCAAAUUUUGUUAAGACAUAAGUUAAAUCAUUUCUGGCUUGGAGGUAGUAUGGAGCAACUGGUAUCUUCCAGGACACGUCUCCAUUCCGAGUCGGAGGCAUCAGCUUCAACCGAUGGAACAACCAAAAGGAACGAGAGCACAAGCAGGAGCCGAACCGAUGUACGGGAACACCGAACUGCGCAGAAUUCACCGGCACCGUCAACUCUUGCAAGCCCCAUCAAGUCGCCUCACUAUGUUGAAACUGUUGAAGAUGAAAACUUAAAUAGAAGUACCCUAAGUGUUCCAAAGUCCCCACGCACACCUACCCUAACAGGAUCCAUGGGCUCUAUGGUCCAUAACGUGAACCAUCGUUUCAUCAAAACUAUUAAGUCUGCUACCUGUGGUUAUUGCCAACUCAAGAUUCCAAUUCUUAGUGGUUUGAAGUGUAAGGAAUGCCAUUUCAAAUGCCAUAGAGAGUGUGAAUCCAAAGUACCUCCCUCGUGCGGAUUACCACAUGAAUUCCUUCAAAUAUUCACAGAUACACUGAAGAAAGGGGGUAUUGAAGGAAGUGGGCUUUCUAGUCGAGGCACACCCGGUGUAUCUCCCUCGCAUCAUCACAACGAUGUCUUCCCCCAAAUACGUACCACUAUAUCCUACUCCCAGCCGUCCAUUAAUGUCCCAUUCUUUCAGGGUCCUGAUUCCAGUUCGAACACCUCCAGCUGUAAUUCCAGCACUCCCUCAAGCCCUGCACUUAUUUCCGCCUCACCCAAGCACACUGGAACAUUCCGAUUCCCAGUUACCCGAGGAUUUCACUUUCCUGAGUACAGGCAGUCCCCGAGUUACAACGGGAAUUCUGUUCUUGAGAUGCGUUGUAAGCCGAAAAUCGUCGUAAGCCGGAACAUCGUCAGAAAUCAAGUGGCAGAAAAUCCUUGUGGAGACAUUCCUCUAGAAAUGCGACCUCUCAAGACCAUUAACAACCGCAUCCCCCCAAAGGCACCACUUUCUACUUCCUCUCCACAGAGUGAUGUUAUAGAUUCCCGCCAGUCUCAUGAUUCAGACCGCACAGUAUCACAAACAUCAGGGUCUGGGAGCACUGGCACUGAUGACUCAGAAAGAACUAUAGCUGGUAGAGUAGAUUCACAGGAUUCUACAGUAUCUGAUGGAGAAAAUGCAGAUCCUCGUUGUACAAGACAAAACAGUGUUAGCAGUGUUUCGCAGUCACUUCGUGAGUGGGACAUUCCAUAUGAUGAACUGGACCGUAGAGAAGUCAUAGGACGUGGAAGGUUUGGCAUAGUUUAUUCAGGGAACUGGCACGGGCAAGUUGCCAUAAAAGAACUGCGGAUGGAUUAUGUGAAUGAUGAGAAAACACUUGAAGCCUUCAAGGCUGAGGUGAGCACAUUCCGAAAGACUCGACAUGAGAAUCUGGUCUUAUUCAUGGGGGCCUGCAUGAAACCUCCUCGACUAGCCAUUGUUACAAGCUUGUGUAAGGGGAGAACACUUUACCAGCAUAUACAUGUUUUGAAGGAUAAGUUCAACAUGUCACGCACUAUCAUGAUUGCACAACAGAUUUCACAGGGUAUGGGCUACUUACAUGCAAGAGGUAUAGUCCACAAAGACUUGAAGACAAAGAAUAUUUUUCUGGAGAAUGGAAAAGUAGUUAUUACAGACUUUGGUCUUUUUAAUGUUACAAGGCUCUGCCAUGAUAGCAGAAGAGGUAACUGGUUGAGCAUUCCCCCUGGUUGGUUGUGUUACCUUUCUCCGGAAGUGAUGAGAAAUCUUAGAGUUGUGCAGAAGCAAGAAGACUCAUUACCCUUUACUACAUAUUCGGAUGUUUAUGGCUUUGGGACGGUGUGGUAUGAAUUAUUGUGUGGAGAAUGGCCUCAUAAAGGUUUGCCACCAGAGGCAAUUAUAUGGCAGGUUGGGCGAGGCAUGAAGCCUUCUCUGGCUCACUUGCAAGCAUCAAGAGAUGUCAAGGACAUUUUAAUGGCAUGUUGGAGUUACCGACCAGAUGAAAGACCAGAGUUCUCUACCAUGUUGACCAACUUGACAAGAUUGCCAAAGAAACGGUUACAUCGCUCACCCUCCCAUCCCAUUCACCUGUCACGGUCGGCUGAAAGUGUGUUCUAAUCUUGCCAUCGUCAGUCAUGUUGAUGAUGCAUUCAUUUUUCAUUUUUUGUGAUCAACAUGGAGCUUUAUUGAAUUAUCUAAGUCAAACUGGCAAUAUUAUAUCCAGGCAUUUAUAGUUUCUUCGUAAAUUUUGGUAGUCAUGUUUUAUUGUUUGUGGAAGAAUAGCCUGGGUGAUGUUGCAGUAUACACUUAUCUUUUCUUCAGUUACUUUUGUUGUGAGAUAUACAGCCUAGGCUAACUUUCCACUGAUGGCGCAGUGUGUAGGAGAUGCACAAAACUUCUCUUUUAUUAAAUGUUCAUUUGAAAGCUCACAUUUACAUUCUUGCAAUACUUGAUUUUUGACUUACAAUAUUUAACUGUUUUCAUUUCCACCCUUUUUAAGUUUGCUGUCUGUCUCAAAACUGAUAAACUAUAAUACUUGGAAGGUCACGACAGUGUUUCUCUUCACUUUUUUGUUUUUUAAUGAAUGGCACUUCAUAUGUGGUUGAGAAAGGAAGUGCUAUGAUUUUACAUUAAAUAUGAAUGCUCAUUUUAGUUUAUAACCUUACAAGCACUUGCUUUUAUGGUUAAUUGGGUUAGUUUUUAAAGUAAUCAUACAAACAAAAAGUUUUAUUUAUGUGUUUGGAUAGUAAAGACACAAACACUAACAUUUUCUAGUCACCAAUGUACACUAGGGUGUUUCCUGCAAUAAAUAACAUUAUAUUUAUAUUCUACCUUUUGUGACAAGCAGUGAUGGACAAUGUGCUUCCAUUCUGUGAAGUCAUUCAGCGUUGUGAGGUAACAUGAGUUAAUUCUGAAUUGUCAUUUGUUAUGUGAAAUCUAACACAAACACUAGGUUUUGGUAGCCGACAUAGUCUAGUAUCUAGUAGGAUAAUUAAGUUUCUUUGUAGUCUAAGAAUUUGGCUAAAUGCACUUACGUUCAUUGAAUUUUGCACACCAAGUUCAUGGUUGCUAGUCAAAUUGUGUAGGCUGUCACUAGAGAGAAGCCUACUAUCAUAUGUCAUGAAUAUAUAUAAAUAUAUAUUUAUAUAUAUGUUUUAGAUGUGAGAUGAACAGUAAAUUACCAUCGUGUUGAAAUAUUAUCAUCAUUCGGCUAAAAUGCCUGCCAUUUUUAAAAGACUAAAACUUGGCUAUUACAUACUAAAAGUAGAGUUUGUCACAAACCAUGCGAGAAUUCUCCAUUGUAUUGCAUGCAAGGUAGUGACAUGGAUUAAACGCAAAGAAUACGGGUUGACGAAAGUAAUUAAUUUGAAGGUGUUACUACUGACACUAGUAGUAAUCAUUUCAAAAUUAGUCAUCUCUUUGAAUUUAUUGUAGUGCCAGUACUGGUACUGUAAUAUAUCUGAAAUUACAGCAGUGUUAUGAUUCUUUUCAUCAGCUGUACUUUCUGUGUCAGCAUUUUGUUAGACAGUCACUUCUUUGUAAUUAACUUAUUUUCUUAGUCUUUCUACAUGUGCAUUAUGUUGAGCAAGUGAUAAAAUAAAACUGAGUCAUUAUGAUAAGCAAGGUUGAUAAAAUAGCCUGUAAAGGCUACUGAAACUGUUAUGCACUCUGGAAAGUCCAGUUUUGCUGUGUUCUUGUCCUGUUUGUAAUAUAUGUAAAACAGUGUAAUCUUGGUAACUCUCUCUCUCUCUCUCUCUCUCUCUCUCUCUCUCUCUCUCUCUCUCUCUCUCUCUCUCUCUCUCUCUGGCCGAGUGGUUUUUGCGCUCGGCUGCCAAUCCGGUGGUCCGAAGUUCGAAUCCCGGCUCGGCCAACGCGGAAUCAGAGAAAUUUAUUUCUGGUGAUAGAAAUUCAUUUCUCGAUAUAGUGUGGUAUGGAUCCCACAAUAAGCUGUAGGUCUCGUUGCUAGGUGGCUAAUUGGUUCCUAGCCACAUAAAAAUAUCUAAUCCUUCGGGCCAGCCCUAGGAGAGCUGUUAAUCAGCUCAGUGGUCUGGUAAAACUAAGAUAUACUUAACUUUCUCUCUCUCUCUCUCUCUCUCUGCACGUGUGCUAUCUGCUUAUCAUCACUAUCAUCCUGCUUAGGCUGUUCAGUCUUGAAUGUUUUAAGAUAUUGUUGCUGAAUGGCAAUAGGAGUUACCAAGUUUAGGCUGUGUCUUGCUCUACUGUCUUAAGUGUUUUCAUAAGUCUCGUGCUUUUUUGGUGGAAGCUGACUGAAGAACCUCUUGACAAUAGAAGGAUAGAAAUUUGCUGAUAAUGAUGAACACAUGCAUCAGCAUGGCCAGAUAAUUUUCAUUUUUUCUUUACAGCUGAGAGGUUUGUCUGGGAUUUCAAAAGUUCCUCUUGCUGUAUUAAAUUAUUCGAGUUUGUCCUCUAUAAAUAAUUAUACAAAUGGAACAGAUAGACAUCACCAUCCAUCAAAAUUGUUUCUAAGCAUACAAAGAAAGAAUUUUUUUUUUUAUAAUUCUUUAAUAUUUCCUUCUGACCAAUCAACAAGUGUUAAACAAUAGUAAAUUAUUUUUAAAAUGAAGCAGAAUUUGGCAAAGAAAAAAAAUUGGUAUAUCAGAAAAAAUUACCCCUCCCACCCUUACAUUAAUGAAUUACAGAAUUGUUACCCCAAAUUCCCAGUCUUGACUUGACAUCAUUGUGAUUGAUUAUACAGUAGUUUUGAGCACAAUGAAACUAGUGCUCUUUAGACAGUGGCAGUUUUCAUGUGAAAAUUAUUGAAUCAUAUAUAUAUAUAUAUAAUAGACUUAAAUCUUAGAAUGUCUGUCAGAAUUGGCUGUAGUUGAGAAUUUUUUUUUUACAUACUUCUUCACAUAUAGAGCUUCGUAAGAAAUUCUGUAUCCAGUACAGUUGCUCUAUGACCACCAGUCUACCAAGCUGGUCUUGCCACCACUUUUACAUCUCCAUGUACUCAUUGUUUUAAUCUUCAUCUGUUGUUAUUCUUUAUUCAUUUAACAUUGUGUUAGGUGUACAUACCUUUUAAAUUCUCAAUUCCUUUUUUGGCUGUGCAGUUUUAAUUACAUUGCAUUUUUCCUCUGCCCUCUUUGUGCACAUGUACACCACUCUGAUCAUUCCAUGUCAUGUGUUUCAAAAGGUGUCCUGAAUUUGCUUGUUUUUUGUACUUUUUAAUCUUUCCCACACAUUAUUGUCUCUUUAAUUGUGUGUAUGAGAAAUUAAAGUAAUUGUUCAUUUUGUUAUUCAUUUAUCUAUGUGACACCAUACUGCAUACCUCAAGCUCUAUAGACAGUCUAAACUAUUGGUUAAAUCCAUUGUAUGCUAAAACUUACCUUGCACAUAUUUAAGACAAUUUACCAGCAAGGUUUUGUUUCUCAUCCCUGGUAAAUGUUGUGAUCAAGUUUCAUGUCUCUGCAAUAUCAAAAAUUAAUGUUUAUGUUUUGUCAAAAGUUUAAAAGAGUUGGAGUGUUUUGUGAAGUAGACAGUAUAUUUCAUUGCUUAGCCUUACUUUCUCGAGCAUUGUGGUUUGUGACUUUGGUAAAUUUCAAGAGCAUGACUCAAAGUUUGUUGGAUAAGUACCCCUGGUAAUUUUUUUAGUUAUUUAUUUAUUAUUUUUUUUUUUUCAAUAUUGAAAGGGAAAAUGUGUUAUUUGAAAUGUUGGUCUAGGGAGAAAAAUCAGAUCUUUGUUUCCACCUACAUUUCCUAACCUUGAGUCCUUACCAAGACACGGGUUCUUUGCAAUGUAGGGAUGUUGCUGUAUCCUUUUUGCUGCUCGAUGUAUUCAAAAGCUUUUUUUUUUUUCUUUUUUUUUCCCUUGUAGUAGGUGUUUACAUAUGUAUGGAGUUAGCUUUUUCUUCUGUAAUGGAGUUACAGAAGCUCCAGAUGACAUUAAACCCCCCCAAAAAAAGUAAAUAUAAAGUAAAAAUAAAAAAAAAAUAUGGAUUGAAUGUUACAGCUAUCGGAAAGUGACCAAAUGCAUUUCUGGUAUCCAUGCCGAAACUGUAACUUUCACAUCUCGAGUAUCUUAGCUGUUUCUGUGCAACUUAUCUUGCUGUCUAGUAUUGACUGUUGAGGGUCUCAUUGCCUGGAGUGGCCAACUUGGGAUAAAGCAUCACAUAAGACAGUGUUAUUAUUUGUUUUAAGAUCAAGAAGGUUUUGGUGAUAUAUGUGGUUUUAGAAUGAAAAUUAAGUAUGCUAAAAUUUGGCAAAUUUCAAUAAUGUUAUCUCCCCCAAAAAGAACUUUUUGGAAUUUGUCAAUUUAUUCCCAGGGCUAUUGAACGAUUGGAGGUAAUCCCCCAUCUCUUUUGGACAUUAUCCCUGGGCAAGUUGUUAUGAUUUGAUUUUUAUAUGUACAGUAUAAAUAUAUUUAUAUAUAUAUAUUUUCUUAUGUUGAAUAAUUGUUAUUUGUUUACCAGAUUGUCAAAAAUGUUGAUUAACCAAGAUAUAACUAUGAAACUUCUGGUCUCUGAUUUUGUAAUGUCAAAUUUAACCAGUUAUAGGUACCAAGCUGAAGACUAAAUUGAAGUCUUCAACUUGAUCUCUUCAAUUAUCAGUCCUUGGUUCAAGAAAUUUUUUCAUAUGUUUCAUCAAUACAUCCAAAUUGUUACACUUGCUUUUGAGGCAUUGUUGGUUUUGUCUUUUUUUUAAACUAAGUUUCAUCUGAUGCAAUUUCCGUGGCCCACACGGUUCCGUUGCCACUGCCCGCAUCCUUCGUAUUACCAGAAAUGGUUGCCGGUAGGGCUUUGCUGCUACUGGUGAGGCCUUCUCUGACUGCUUCCCCCCUCUUGGGGCAGGCCUCUCGCACUUGUAUAGCCCAUGUAUCGUUGUGAUUCAGGACUGGGCUCUCAACUCCUGUACUGUACUCUCAAAUGUUCAUUUAUUUAUUAAUAAUUAUUUUUUUUUAUUUUCUAUUACAAGAUGUAUCACUAGAUCAUAAUCCAUUAUUAUUAUGUAUAAUACUUAAUUUAUUUGUACAUACUGAUGUCUACCAAAUAUAGUUUGUAUAUAUAUUAUGCAUUAAAUACAUAAGUCUUUUUAUCA
Molecule: messenger RNA, 8441 nt
Organism: Macrobrachium nipponense
Lineage: Eukaryota; Metazoa; Arthropoda; Malacostraca; Decapoda; Palaemonidae
Product: kinase suppressor of Ras 2-like
Exons: 19
Coding region: 213-3503 (1096 amino acids)
Biological process (GO): Ras protein signal transduction; protein phosphorylation
Cellular component (GO): cytoplasm
Molecular function (GO): protein kinase activity; ATP binding
Source: RefSeq, a predicted model, not a curated record